Messenger RNA from Spinacia oleracea (spinach), 1326 nucleotides. RefSeq lists its product as uncharacterized. Lineage: Eukaryota; Viridiplantae; Streptophyta; Magnoliopsida; Caryophyllales; Amaranthaceae. The transcript has 3 exons. Bases 1 to 1326 code for a protein of 441 amino acids. The record is from RefSeq and is a predicted model, not a curated record.
AUGGAACAAGUUGAUGCUUUUAAUAAUGCAAACAACCAACGGUUUGAUCCUUAUUCCAACACCUAUAACCGCGGUUGGAGGCACAACCCAAGAUUUAGUUGGAAGGAUGAUCAAACCCAAGGCCAAUCCUCAAACUUCCAAAGACCACCACCACUACAAAGCUAUCAAAGUCAAGGGAGCUAUCAAGGUCAACCCUCCUCUUCUCAAUUUCAAAAGCCACCUCCACCACAAAGCUUUCAAAAUCCUCCUCCCGGUUUUCAAAGACCACUCCUCAAUGCUCCACCUCCUCAAGAGUCCAAUAAUGAAAAAAUGUUGAAAACUUUCAUGACUCAAGUCAACCAAAAGUUUGAUUCCAUGGCCACCAAUAAUAAAAUGCUUGAAACACAAAUUGCGCAAUUGUCAUCCUCUAAUGCUUCAAGAGUUCCCGGUUCUUUACCCCCUCAAGGGAUUAGUCCCGGUGAGAACCAUCAAGGCAAUGCUAUUGUGACAAGAAGUGGGAAAAACCUUGUGAAUUCAACUACUAAGAGUCCAACCCAAGGAGAGAGUGAGCCCAUUGAUGUGAGUGAGCCUAUUGUUGAUACCACCAUAGAUGAGGAAGAGGUUGUGGUGAGUGAACCAAUGGUUGUUGAAGUUCCAAAGAGAGUGGUCCCUCCUUACAAGCCCAAAUUUCCUUUCCCAUCUCGUUUUGCCGGAGCUAACCUUGAUGAUCAAUUUGCUAAAUUCCAAGAGAUCCUAACCAAGAAGAGGGUUGUGGAUGUGGUUGAGACUAUUAGCCUACCAGAAAGUUGUAGUGCCAUUAUCCAAAACAAGUUGCCCACCAAAUUGAAAGAUCCCGGGAGUUUUUCCAUCCCUUGUGCAAUUGGGGAACUUUUCAUAGAUAAAGCCCUAUGUGACUUGGGAGCAAGUGUGAGUGUAAUUCCAUUCUCUAUUUUUCAAAGGUUGAAUGUGGGAGAGUUGAAGCCUACCCAAGUGUCCCUCCAAUUAGCCGACCGUUCGGUCAAGCUUCCAUUGGGAAAGGUAGAGGAUGUGCCUAUGAGGAUCGGGAAGUUCUUUAUUCCCGUUGAUUUUGUGGUCUUAGAAAUGGAGGAGGACCCUAAUGUCCCAAUUAUUCUAGGAAGACCUUUUCUUGCCAACGCGGGAGCAAUCAUAGAUGUGAGAGGUGGUAGACUAUCCCUUAGUGUGGGGGAUGAGAAAAUUGAGUUUCAACUUAACCAAAUCAUGAGAUGCCCCUCCCAUAUGGAUGAUUGUAAAAGAAUUGAUAUCCUUGAUGAGAUUGUCAAUGAGUCUAUGAGCAUGCAUAUGCAUUCUACUAACGAUGUUCUUUAG